ACCACAGCAGGGCAGAUGAGGCAAGAGCUGCCCCUGCUAAGGAUGAAGCUGGAGGUGGCCCUGGCCACAGCCCUGGUCCUGGCUGUGGCAUCCUGGACACAGGAGUUUUUCCCUAAGGAGGCCCAGAGUCUCAACUGGGGCAAGUUUUCAGGCUUCUGGUACAUUAUUGCCAUCGCCACAGACACCCAGGGGUUCUUGCCGGCUAGAGACAAGAGGAAGCUGGGGGCGUCUGUGGUGAAGGUGCACAAAACAGGCCAGCUCAAGGUGGUCAUCGCCUUCAGCCGGCCUCAGGGAUGCCAGUCCACGGAGGUGACCCUGAAGAAGGAUAGAAAGAAACCUGUGUUCAGGAAUACCUUGAAGGGCAUAAAGGGCUUCCAUGUGCUGUCCACUGACUACACGUACGGCCUGGUGUACCUCCGCUUGGGGCGUGCAGGCAGCAGCUACAAGAGCCUGCUGCUCUUCAACAGGCAGAACAUCUCUAGCUUCCUGAGUCUGCGAGAAUUCCUGGACACCUGUCAUACUCUGCAGCUCACCAAGCAGGCCACCAUCCUUCCGAAAGACGGUACUACAUGGCCUCAGGCUUUUAUUCUCCUGCCCCCGUUGUACCCCAUUAGACAGCUGGACUAUGUUGGAGAUGUACAUGUGUGUGUGUGUGUGUGUGUACACGUGUGUACAUGUGUGCAUGCAUGUGUGUGUGUGGCCAUGCAGUUUGCAAAGUCAGCUGUGAAGAUGCCCAAAUGUCCUCAUCCCUCCGUACCUGUGGGCUUCCUGUCAGCACUGGGUGUGCAGCGUCCCAUGCAGACAGAGAUGACUCCUAGAGCGCACAGACUCCAGCCGACACUCAGAACGGAGGCUGCACAGCUCUGCCCUCUAUAGAGUCCAGGGCAAGCAGGGCAAGGGUCCGCAUAUGGAUUCACGACAGAGGUGGAAGCCAGGUCUCUCAGCACCUUUCUUCCUGCCCACAGAUUCCUGUGCACACACGAUCCUGCCGUGACAGCCAGCCACCCUCUGCCCAUCCCUUUGAGAGUCUCCCAGACCCUGGGGAUACUGUUCCAGGUGGUGGCUGUGACACUCCGUGGCUUGUUCAGAGGGGCUUGGUGACUGCAGGUCAGUGACUGGCUGACUGCACAAACCCGGGCUGUGAUUGCUCCCUUUGCAUUCUCCUAUCCCAGCAACCCCCACCGCUGUGCUCAUGGCCUCCACCUGCCCUCGCAGUGUCCUGGGCUCCAUCGGGGGCCGGGUCUGGCGUUCAUCAUCACUCCACCCUGGGGAGGCUGAGCACAGACCGCAGACUCAUCACACUCCCAUUUUCUUCCUCCCUUUUAAAUGGGUUUCUUUAUUUUGGGGCUAUAGCAAUGGCUCAGUGGUUAACAGUGCAUAUUGCAGAGAACUCAAGGUUAGUUCCCGGCAUCCAUAUUGAGUGGCUCACAAAUGCCCGUGACUCCAGCUCCAGGGGAUCCAGCAACCUCUUCUGGUCUUUGUGGGUGCUGCACACACAUGCACAACCUGCCCACAUGUAUGUAUAAUUAAAAAUAAAAAGUAUUUUCAAGUA
Molecule: messenger RNA, 1552 nt
Organism: Mesocricetus auratus (golden hamster)
Lineage: Eukaryota; Metazoa; Chordata; Mammalia; Rodentia; Cricetidae
Gene: Lcn10
Product: lipocalin 10
Exons: 5
Coding region: 16-876 (286 amino acids)
Molecular function (GO): small molecule binding
Source: RefSeq, a predicted model, not a curated record